Messenger RNA from Pyricularia pennisetigena, 138 nucleotides. RefSeq lists its product as uncharacterized. Lineage: Eukaryota; Fungi; Ascomycota; Sordariomycetes; Magnaporthales; Pyriculariaceae. Bases 1 to 138 code for a protein of 45 amino acids. The transcript has a single exon. The record is from RefSeq and is a predicted model, not a curated record.
AUGAGUAGAGAUCAGGGCGAGAGGGGGAAGAAAUUUUCGAGGGCAGCAACUAAAAAGGUUGCACUGUUGCGGCGGACCGGGUUGGGCAACCAGGUCGAUCGCGGCGAAACCAACGGAGGCCCGAACCCCAGAGCAUGA